AUGCAGCCUUUGCCCCCUGGUGAAGAGAGUGCUGCUUCUGCUGCUGCUGCCGAUGCUGCUUCCUCUCCUGCUUCGGAAGUGGCAGCAAAUGCAGCAGACACCGCCCCUGCUGCUGCAGCAGAAGCAGCAGCAACGUCUGCUGUUCCUGCGGCACCAGCAGCAGGGGUAACAGCAGACUGCGACAGCAGCAGCAACCAGCAGCAUUGCAACAAUGUCGCCCUCAUAGCUAACUUAGACACAGCAGCAGCAGCAACAGCAGCAGCAGGAGAAACAGCAGCAGCAGAAACAGCAGCAGCAGAAACAGCAACAGCAGAAACAGCAAGAACGGCAGAUGCUGCUGCGGUAGACGACUAUUCUCUUCAGCCACCAACAAAAUCAGUAAUCAGUGCAGCAGCAGCUGCUGCUGAUGAUGCUGGUGCUGAUGCUGCAGCAGCAGCAGCUGCUGAAGAUGAUGCUGCAGAUGCUGCUGCAGCAGCAACUGCUACUGCAGGCGCUUCAGCAACCCAAUCUCCCGCUGCAGCAUUUAACCGCCACCCUACGACUUUAGCUGACGUUGCGGGAGGCUCCCCCCUCACUCGUUUGAACAGCAGCAGCAGCAACAGCAGCAGCAGCAACAGCAGCAGCAGCUGGUGGUGGUGUGAUUCUGAAGGAGCUGAGUCUGCGGGGUUUAUAAAGGUUAGAAGUUUUGCUGAAGAUGUCCCUAAAGGAGAGGAGACACUUAUAUCCAACGACCAGUCUCUCUUAGCCAUUCUUAGCAGCAGCAGCAGCAGCAGCAGCAGGAAGUGCUGCUGCUGCUGUGACAGCAGCAAGGAAGAAAAGGAAUGCAGCCAGUGCAGCAGAAACGCCACGAGUUGCUGCACAGGGCCUGGCGCACCCCAAGAACCUGCUCAGCAACAGCAACAGCAGCAGCAGCAGCAACAGCAGCAGCAACAGGAGCAGCAGAAGCUGCACAUUGAUUCGGCCCCCAUUCGGUAUGGGAAGCUGCGCUGUUUUGCUGCUGCUGCUCCAUCGGGUGCUGCUGCUGCUGCGGGCUCUUCUGCUGCUGCUACAGCAGCAGCAGCAAAAGGGUUCCGGUGGCGGGGGAAGCUGCUGCUGCCUGGGGAAGUGACAGCAGCAAAGGCGACACACGAACGCAGCAGCAGCAGCAGCAGCAGAAAGAGGCAGCGAUUUAACAAGGGGGUUUUGAUGCAUCGUUGUGCUGCUGCUGUUUGGGCUGAGCUGCCCCCCGUCCUCUCACAGCAGCAGCAGCAGCAGCAGCAGCAGCGGACGCAAGUCUUGUGUUGUCUCGGCACCGACGCGCUGCAGCUGUUUGUAUUUCAGGCUGUAUGUACACCCGAAGCUCCUCUGCUUCCUUGGCAAGAACUUCAGCUGAGAAGCAAGGAAGACUCCUGCUGCAGUUGCAAUAGCAGCAACAAGAGCAGCAACAGCAGCAGCAGCAACAACAGCAGCGGCAGCAGCAACAGCAGCAACAGCAGCAGCAGCAGCAACAGCAGCAGCAACAACAGCAGCAGCAACAGCAGCAACAGCAGCAGCAGCAGGUACUGGCAAGGGGCAGCUUUUGUUGAGGCGUCCGAUGCUGAGGGAGACAGUUUGCUGCUGCUGCAGUGGCAGGUAGGCAGCGAGCGCUCUAGCAGCAGCAGCAGCAGCAACAACAGCAACAGCAGCAGCAACAACAGUAGCAACUGCAGCAGCAGCAACUGCAUCUUGUUGUAUUCUCUCUCGCUCUCUGCUCUCAAGGACCUUGCUGAUCCAUCCAAACAGCAGCAGCAGCAGCAGCAGCAGCGGGAGGCGACGCGAAGUCCUGCAGCACACGCAAGCAGCAACAUCGACAGCAGCAGCAGCAGCAACAGCACCAAUGAUCGUUGGAGGCUUUUGGUGAGCGGGCGCAGCGAUUUGCUGCUCCUGCUGAACGAUGCGGUUUGUCUCCGCCUUCAUCUGGGUGCUGCUGGUGUCUCCCUCAGGAGACGCUUCUUGCUGCAGCUGCCUGUCUCCCUGCCUGCUCCAAACAGCAGCAGCAGCAGCAGCAGCAGCAGCAAGGGUUCCCGCAGAGGCGCCCAACUACCCCUCCAGCAAUUUGUUGAUGUCUGCUGCUGCUCCUCUUACCUUUAUGCAAUUACAGCGCCGCCGCUGCAGCAGAUUCUUAUUUGGGGUGUAUCGACAGGUGUGGCAGUGCAUGCGCUGGAGCUGCCUCUGUACGACCCCCAGCCGCAGCAGCAGCAGCAGCAACAGCAGCAGCAGCACAAGAGCAGCAGCGAACGGUUGGCCGACAGUCGAUGCCAAAGCCGCAGCGACUGGGAGAGCGGCAGCAGCAGUAACAAGAGCAGUAGCAGCAGCAGUAGCAGCUGCUGCUGCUGCAGCGCAGCUGCAGCAGCAAGAGCACGUGCAGGAGAGCUGCCGGUGCUGCUGCUGUCAGUGCGUGUGAGCCGCGACUCGCUGCACCUUGUGAUUGGAGACAGCAGGAACUGUCUCCGCGUUGUCUCUUUGAAGGCCUACUUUGCUGCUGCAGCAGGUGCAGCAGCAGCAGCAGCAAGCUGGGGUGAUGCAGCAGAAAACAGCUUUGAAUCAACUCACUUGGGAGAGAGACAAAGAGCAGCGCAAGGCCUCCAGCUAAAGAGACAGUUGCUGCCUGCUGCUGCUGCUCUUUCAGCGUUUCCCUCCGCCUUCGGUCUCCUCGCGCUGCGCUUGCGCCUUGCUGCAGCAACACCUGCUGCUGCUGCACCUGCUGCCGCUGCACCUGCUGCUGCUGCUACAGCUGCAGAGGCUUACAGACAAGUUCUUGAGGCCUGUGACUUUGUCUCUUCUACCAUCCGCCGUGGAGACCCUAUUGUCCCCGCGGGAUCGUCUCCCUGCAGCAGCAGCAGCAGCAGCUGCUGCUGCAUCAGCAGCAGCGGGGGAGGAGACAGCAGCAGCAGCACAGAGAGUGCCGUUGUUUUUGUGUCGCAUGAUGCGCUUCUCUUUCUGCAGCAGGUGGUCGUGAAGAAGCAGCAGCAGCGGCAGCAGCGGCAGUGGCAGCAGCAGCAGCGGCGACAGGCGCAGCAGCAGCUGCGCGAGGAGCUGCAGUUGGCGCUGCUGCACCAGGAUACGCGAUCCCAGUUGCUGCUGCAGCGGCAGCAGCUGCUGCAGCAAUACGAGCGCUUCUGCAUGCACAGAGGAGCAGCAGACAGAAGCGCAGAGCGCUGUCUCUGGACGGGAGCAUGGGGGCCUCUGCAGCAAUUGAAAGAGCAGCAGCAGCAACAGCAGCAAGUUGCUUGGCUGCUGCCCCCCUAUGAACUGCAGCAGCAACCGGCGGGGAGCCAGGCGUGGCAAGAGCUGCAGCAGCUGCAGCAAGACUUGCCGCUGCAGCUGCUGCAGCUGCAGCCCCCCUGCGGUGGCCCACAAGGCCCAGCAGCAGAAGCGAGUCCCCUUUUAGCAGAGUUGGAGACACUUAUGGAUGCAUGUGCUGUGGGUACGGAAGCAGCAGUGGAAGAACUCCCAACCGGCCUCUCCUCGUCGAGCACGGAGGAGCUUGUUGAGUUGUUGGCGUCUUUUGCCAACGAACAGCAGCAGCAGCAGCAGCAGCAGCAGCAGCAGCAGCAGCAGCCGCAGCCGCAGCAGCUGCAGCAGUGGAAGAGCCCCAUCUGCAGGCUUCACGACACAGCAGCAAAGCUGCAGCAACUGCAGCGCGAGCGCGCCCUGAGGCAAGCCCGUCCCUCAUGGCUGUACGUCGCAGCGUUGCCUUUCCUAUGCAGCAGCAACUGCUGCAACAGCAGCAGCAAUGCUUGCAGCAACAGCAGCAGCGCGAGGAAGCCUUUGCUGCUGGAUGCGGCGCUGUCUCCUCAGACCCCAGAAUCGAACUCUGAUGAAACCCUGGCAGCCAGCAGCAGCAGCAGCAGCAGCAGCGAUGGCGAAAGUAGCAGCAGCAGUAGCAGUAGCUGCGACUUGGGAGGCGGCAGCAGCCUCACGUCAGCGGCAGCAUCAAGCAGCAGCAGCAGCAGCAACCGCUUCCAGUGUUGGCUGGUGUCGUGGCCGUCUGCUUCGUGGGGCAAUGACACUAAACCGCAUGCUGCUGCUGCACCUGUUGCUGCUGCUGCUCUUGGCGGGGGCAGCAGCGGCUUUCUGUCUCCAUGGCUUCAGAACGAAAGCAGCAAGCUGAUCGGAAGCAACAGCAGCAGCAGUAGCAGCAGCAGCAGGCGACAGCAGCAGCAGCAACAGCAGCCUGGUGAGCUGCUGGUGCAGCCGUGUGUCGCUCAGCAGCUGUCGCUGGGAGUUGUGUCUUGCUGCUGCCGUGCUGCGCUGCUGAUACAGCCAAGCAAAGGUGUUUUGUUUGCUGCUGUGGCUGGCAGCAGCACCUUCCAGCUGCUGCAGCGCGUGCUGCUGAUGCAAGGCCCACGCGCGGCAGUCACGUUCUGCAUGCAAAACGAUUUAGACAGCAGCAAGGUGGGGCUGCUGCUGCUGCAGCUGGCGCUGCGAUGCAGAGACCUCAAGCGGAUAGCAGAAGCCUUGCUACUGCUGCAGCAGCAGCAGCAAAUGAUUGCCAUGAGGCUCCUGAUGGCCUUUGUUUUUAAUGGGUAUAGCGCAGAGACGCUCCCCUUUGCUUUUGCUGCACCCGAACGGGCUGCCCAGCCAGCUGCUGCUGCUGCUGCUGCUGCCGAUACGCCAUCUGUGUACGAGUCGACGGCAAUCGCUCAGCACGCGUUGCUGCUGCUGCAAGGACUGCAUCAGCAGCAACAGCAGCAGCAGCAGUGCUGCAGCGAACUGCACCGGCUGAGGGACCCCUGCCUCUUAAGCCGAAGAUAUGACGGCAGCAACAGCAGCAGCAGCAGAAGCGACAGCAGCAGCAGCUGCAGCAGCACUGAAACAAGCAUUCUGUUUCCGCCUUCUUUGGUGUCUCUGGUGGCGCCUUCGCAAGCGGCACCAACAGCAGCAGCACCAGGCGCAAGAGCAGCAGCAGAAGACCCAGCAGCAGCAGCAGCAGGCAUGCCUUCUGCUGCUGUGCAUCUUCAGUGUGAAGCAGCAUCGCUACGGGACAUAGGGUUUAGCUCGCGUUUGCUGCUGCGGCUGCUGCAAUUUGCUGCGUCUCUCACAGACAUUCGCGUUCUGGCUAAGAUAGACCUUGCAGCAGCAGCAGCUCCUUCUGAUGCUGCACCAAGCCAGCAGCAGCAGCAGCAACAACAGCUUACAGAUGAGCUGUCGGAGCUUGCGCUGUACGUGAGGCUUCUGCGGUGGCUGCAGCAGCGCGUGUCUGCUGCUGCCGCUGGGCAGCAGCAGGCAGAGCAUCAGCAGCAGCAGCAGGCGGUGAUGCUCCGUGGCUCGUAUCUUGCUCAGCAGCAGCAGCAACAGCAGCAGCAGCAACAGGACAGAUUUGCUGUAACGCAGAGAGACGCCGAACUGCCCUGGGGCCCUGAUGUCUCUUUGGAGACAGUUGUUAGGGAGACUCUGCUGAGUGGGCGUAUCAGCACGGGCUUGCUGUGGCUGCAGAAGCAACUGCAGCAGCAGCAGCAUCAGCAGCAGCAGCAGCGUGUUUCCGCAAUGGAUUUGCUGCAGCAGGUCGCCAACCGAAUGGCCUACAGACUCUUCUGCUGCCAGCAAGCUGAGCUCUUCUUUGUCGGGCUGCAGAUGCUGCGGCAGAUUGGGGUAGAUAUUCCUGGGUUUUGUCUUCGUGCUGCGCUGCUAACAACUCGAACGCCUGUCCGUCGCCGUUUGCUGCGGCACCUCUACCACCAGCAGCAGCUCCAACCGAAGCACAUGCGCCUCAUCCGCAUUAUGCAGGUGCUUGAGCUGUUGUUCACUGACCCUUCUUAUGAGGCUGAGCUAGCCAGGCGCUUCAGUGCUCUAGCAAUUGUAGCAGAAGCAGCAGCGGGAGCUGCUGCAGCCGAAGGGGACGCAGCCUCAAAUGCACACAGCAGCAGCAGCAGCAGCAGCAGCAGCAGGCGAGUUGACGCUGCAGCAACAGCUGCAGCAGACGAAUGCUGGCCAGCAGGCGGCACUGCUGCCCUUCGAGCUGGAGCUCUGUGCGACGGCUAUGUCUCCUUGAGGCUGAGGAAGCAAAUCCUGCAGCAGCAGCAGCAGCAGCGGCAGCAGAGGGAAGAGCGGAGAGACAGAAGCGUCUAUGCAGGCAAGCAGCCCAUGAGAACAAAGAAAGGAGACAAGAGACACAACAGAGACAGAAGCACAGAGGCACUGCAGAGAGACAGCACCAGAGCGCUGAAGGUCAUCUCUUUGCAUUCCCUCGCAUGCGCUGCCUUGUGCGGCAGUCGCGUUGCUGCAGCAGCAGAGCCCAGCCUUACCUUUACGCCUGAGCGACACCCCAAAGAAGCUCUGAGGGCAUGGGCUCACCUGAGCUGUGGAGAGGUGCCAGAUCUAGCGGAGUGCUGCUUUUCUGGAGUUGCUGCUGCUGCUGCUGCUGCAGCUGCUGCUCCCCCAGCCGACAGCCGUGAAUGCAGCGUCAGCAGCGAGGUUUUGCAGCAGCAGCAGCAGCAGCAGCAGCAUCUGCUGCUGUCGCACGGCACUGCAGAAGACAAUGCUGCUGCGGCGUACGUCCAGCGCGCAUGUGGCGUUUCGCUGGAGGCAGAAGCGGAUGUGCUGCAGCUGCAGCAGGCAGCAGCAACUGCUGCAGCAGCACCGACGCAGCAGCAGCAGCAGCAAUACGCUGUCACCCUUCAGGCGAACCUUCGGGGCUCCUGUUCUGAGUGCAGUAGGCUCCUUGCUGGGGAGAAAGAUUUGUUUGCUCUCUUCACGGCCCAGCCGCCGGCAAAUGACCCUGCAGCAGCAGCUGCUGCUGCUGCUGCAGCGCAUGCAUCUCUGGGGGGCUACAUCAGCCUGUCUCUCUUUGAGCUGUCUCUCUUUAAGCCCACCUCCAUCUUGCGAAUAUUCGCUGAGAAGAGACACGUAGCCCUUGUGCACAAGCUCAGCUCUCCCACCCGCAGCAGCAGCAGGAGGCCGCAGCAUCUGCAACAGCAGCAGCAGCAGCAGCAGCAGCAAGGAGUGCGUACGUUGUGGGAGGUGGCUGCGGGGUGUCUCCGCAUCUCUGAGGGGAAGAAGAGCUCUCUUGUAUGGAGAUGCAUUUUUGCGUUUUGUUUGGCGCACUUCGAUUGGAGGGGGACUGCCCUUUGUGUCUCCGAGAUGCCUAUACACCCCAGCAUUGCCUGCGACCCCUGGGGACGCCUCAAGCUUGCGGAUGCUGCUGCAGCCAGAAGCAGCAGCAGCAGCAGCAGCAGCAGGAAUAAGAGGAAGCCGUUGCUGCUGCUGAACCGUAUCCUAUCCUUCCUUCAGAGACGCAGGGAGAGAGGAGACUCCGUUUUCCUUGAUGAGCUGCUGCUGCAGCAGCUGGCUCGCCGAGGCCUUUUUCUGGAGGCAGUGGGGGCAGCAGCAACAGCAGCAGCAGAUACUGCAGCAGCAGCAGCAGUGGAUACUACGGGAGCUGCAGCAGCAGCAGCAGCACGAACAGAUCCCGAUGAUACAGCGCUAGCGCUGCUGCUGCAGAGACUCGCAAAAGCUGGCUGCCUGUUCAAGAGACACCAGCAGCAGCAGAAGCAGCAACAGCACCAGCAAGUUUGCGUGGCAACUGAUGAGAUGCUCCCUGUGGGGUGCCUGUCUCCGUUGCAUCUUUUUGUUGUUCGCCUGUGCCUAUCGAAUUGUCUCCCCUCGCUGUUCAUCUCUUAUUUGGAGCAUUUCCAUCUGGCGGCCGACUUCACAACACAACAGCACUUAAAGGCGAGGAUCCGAGCUGGAAGCAGCAGCAGCAACAGCAGCAGCAACAGCAACAGCAGCAAGAGCAUGCCUCAAUGGGUCUCCGUGGCUCUGCUAGGCCGACUGGGGAAUCACGCCCUUGCUGCUGCAGGGAUGCACCAAGCAGCAGCUCAUCUCUGCCCUGAAGUGUGCGUACACUUCGUAGGUGGCCCUGACGUUUGGUUCGACUCGGAGGGGACAGCCUUCUUGCCGCUGUCUGCUGUAGCUCAUCUGUCUCCGCCAAUGUUUGUUUGUCUCCUCGCCUUCAUCCCUCAGCCUUCUGCUGCUGCUGCUGCUGCUGGUGGCAGUCGGAGACAGCUGGAUCUGUUCUCUGUCUCUCGUGAAGACCUGAGGGUUGGUUUGGCUCCAUUUAAAGAAUUGGCGAGGGCUUACUUUGUGCAGCCUAGCGACGCUCAUGAAGUGCAGCAGCAGCAACCGCAGCAGCAAGAGCCGGAAGAGCAGCAGCAACAGCAGCAGCAACAGCAGCAGCAGAAGCAGCAAGGAGGGCCUGCGGCUCUUAACACGUGUCUUUUCGCUGAGUCUCUUUUGGAGCAGCAAAGGCGCAUAAUGCAGUACGAGUCUCCUGUAGAGCAGCAGCAGCAGCAACAGCAGCAACAGCAGCAGCAGCAGCAGCAAGAUCCCUCUUGCUUCCUUGUGGACAUGAAGACAUGGCGCAAAGAUGUCUCCUUGUUAGACCUGCUAUCUGAGUGCUUCGCCUCCCUCGAUGUGGGGGCUUUGCUGCAGCCAGUUGACGUUUUUGCUGCUGCUGCUGCUGCUGCUGCUGGCGCUGCCCCUGCUGGUGCUAGGCCUGCUGAAACGCAAGGAGUAGCCGACGCAAAGGCUGCAGCAGCAGCAGCAACAACAGCAGCAACAGCAACAACGACAAGAGCGAGAGAAGCGCUGCCGCUGGCAGUUAGGCAAGCUUUUCUAAGCGGAGAGGCCUUCACGUCUUUGCUGCAGCGGCUGCAUGCACCAGCAGCACCUGGGACACUUGGCUUCAGCGGCAGCAGCAGCAGCAACCGCAGCAGCAACAGCGAGGGCUUGAGUGUAGCCUAUUUUCUUUCUCAGGGCCGUCCUUCUGCUGCAUUCCACUUGCUGCUGGCCAGCCGCAGCAGCUGCCGUUGCUGCCGUGCUCAGGUAGGUAAAGAGUGCAGCAGCAGCAGCAGCAGCGAUGGCGGCGCGUGUGCAUGUGCUGCUGCUGCUGGAGCAGCGGAGGGCCAGCUGCUGCAGCUAAGCCCGGAAGAGGAAGACUUGCUGCAGCAGACAGCAAUGCAAGUUGCCUUUUAUAAUCUUCUUGACGAGGGGACUGUCUCCUCCUGUCUCCUUUUCUUGGAGCUCUGCAACCUGGAUGCAACUAUGCUAAGGGUGGAUGCCCAGUCAGCCCGUAGGAUCUACGAGCAUCAGCAGCUGCAGCAGCAGCAGCAGCAAGCUUCCGCUGUGGAAGGGGCAAGCAACAAAGCAACAGGAGAACCAAUCGAUGAUGCUGCUGCUGCUUCUGUUAUACAACUCUUUCGGGCCUUCCCCCGUCCCUCUUCAGCAAAGUGCAUGAGCAGUAGCUGCAACAACAGCAACCGCAACAGCAGCAGCAGCAGCAGCAGCACCAACAACAGCAGCAACAGGAGUAGCCGCGGCAUAUCAUCCCCGCACUUGCUGUCAGCACUUCGUCUCCUAGAAGAGGCCACUUGGGCCCUAAGCGCUCCCCCGCAGACAGCAGCAGGGGGGCAUGCAGCAGCUGCUGCUGCCGCCGCUGCAGUGAAGAGACAGGAUACUAACCCGUGGCACUUGGUUGCGCACUUCUGCAGGGUCCACGAGCUGCCUCAUUCUUUGACUCUGCUGCACGAGUUGGCGAGGAAAGGAGACUGGCUGUCUGUCUUGCAUGAAGCUGAACUGCAGCGCUGCCCCAAAGACACCCUGAAGGGGGUUAUUGACGGCUACUUCACAGACCCCUGUUUGCGAGGUCACUUGAAGCGGGCCAUUGGCUGCAGCAGCAGCUCCCGUGCAGCAGCAGCAGAAGCAGACUCCCCUUGGCGCGACUCCGAGGAUCCCCUUCGGCUCCUCAUUGCGGCGCAGCACCAGCAGCAGCAGCAGCAACUCGGCCUGCAGCUGCUUCGUGAGGCGCUGCGGCUACGCCGUCCACGUCUUGCGGUGUACGCGAGCUGCUUCGAAGACUGCAGCCUGCUGCAGUGUCUGUCCAUCUGGCUGGCCCUCCAAGCGGCCCUGCUGCCGCAGCAGCAGCAGCAACAGCAACAGCAGCAACAGCAGCAGCAGGACCACGACCACCACCAUCAGGAACAGCUGGAUGCGCUGCUCUGUCGGGCUGGGCUGCAGCGCAUGCAGCAGCAUGGAUGUCUGACGCAGGCUCAGCAGCAGCAGCAUCAGGAGGCAAUUCCUCGUUUGCUGCACCUGGUGCAGUCUGGUGGUGCUGCUGGUGCUGCUGCUGGUGCAGCAGGUGCUGCAGCGCGUGAAGAAUCUCUGCUUCUUUCUGGAGCUGCAGAGACACUGUGUGGAUUGAUACUAACUCUAGCAGAGGCGGGGGGCUUUGUUUUGCUGCUACGGGGCUUUGCUCUCUUCGACCCUAAGAGUCCCUUGAUGCAUUUGCUGCUAUUCUUCAGAUUGAAGACGGCUGAAGCGGCACUUCGGCGUUUCGUGUCCUUCCGCAGCAGCAAGCACCAGGCAGCAGCAAGUGCUGCAGCAACAGAGACGGCCCCAGGUGGAGCAGCAGAAGAUGUAACAGUAGAUGGAAGCACCUUGCAAGCAGCAGAUAUCCGCCAAGUCAGCAGCGAGUUGCUGCGGAUGCUGCUGCUGUCGCAGGGGCCUCAUAUGUAUCCCUUGCUGCAGCUGCUGCACGAAGUGGGCUACUCGCGGGGUUUCUGUCUCCUUUAUCAUGCAGCAGUUAUCUGCAGCGGGGAAAGUCCCGUGCUGCAACAGCAGCUGCAGCGGCUCUUGCAGCAGCAGCUGCAGCAAACCGUUGACGUGCCGCUGCAGGAGACGCGCAGCGACCUCUUGCUGGCGCUGCUUCAGCAGCGCAAGUAUAAGGAAGCCCGUCAAUCGAGUCACUCUAUUGUAGCUGUUGUUGUUGCUAUCGCUGCUGCUGCUGAUAUUGAUGCUGCUGCUGCUACUGGUGCUGCUGUUGCUGCUGCCACUGCAGGCUUGGGGGCCAGCUGCGUGCAGCUGGUGACUGUGCACGAAGUCGCAGAGUGUCUGGAGGGGCUUCGAAGGACGAGCAAGAGCUUUCGGGGCUCUGUAGAGGAGCGUUUAGGUGUAUGGGCGCGCUGCUGCGAGCUGUUUGCUGUUCACAAGUACCCGCCAGUCCUUGCUGCUGUCUUUCUUUUGACUGUCUCCGCGCAAAUGGAAGGAGACAUCUCUCUCACUGAACAAGCCUUUCUCUUGGCUGCAGCUCUCAGCUUAUUCGGGGCCCCCCACCCACUCCCUGCUGCUCUCUACACUCGAGAGGCUCUGCUGCAGCACCUUGUACACUGCGCACAGGGCAGCUGCUCAAAGUGUGGCAACAACUGCAGCAGCGACAGCAACAGCAACAGCAGCAGCAGCAGCGGCAGCGCCGGCAGUAGCAGCAGCAGUGGGGGCCUCACCCUGAUUGACUGUCUUCCCUUGCAGCCGGAGGAGAUGCGUUCUGUCUUUUGGAUUAGACAAGCAGAUGCUGCUGCUGAUGCUGCAGCAGAAGAAGAGGGGUUUUUCUGCUGCAGCUUACCAGAUACCGACUCCAAAAGGCAGGAGUCCUUAGAGGACAGCAGCAACUGCUGCUGGCAAAGCUGCUGCAGAUGCAUGGUCUCCUCGCAGCUGCUUGCGCAGCUGCAGGGACGCCUGUUGUUGCUUCUCACGUCGCAAUCCACAGCAGCUGCUGCUGCCGCUGCACUGACACCGGAGCUCACGGGGAGCCUCUGGGGAUCUCAGGCACCUGCUGCGACCCCGCAGUUGCUGCUGCAUGGUGCAGCUACACCACUCAAGCCUUGCUGCAGCACCAACAACAUGCAGCAGCUGUUGAAGCAGCUGCAGCAGUUGGUAGAGCCUGACGCUCCUGCGCUGCCGCUGCACUACUUAGGGGUUCCACAGUGGCCUCCUCUCCCUGACGGCGAACUGGAUGACAGGGACUUGCAGCAGCAGCGGCAACAGCAACAGCAGCAACAGCAGCAGCAGCAGCAUCAUAGGGGCGGAGUUGACGGAGGCGAAGGGGUGUCUGUGGAGACGCUGCAAGGUAGGACGCCGCAGGCUCAGUCUGCCAACAAGGUCCUGCUGCAGCAGCUGCAGAAGGCUGUUCAUAAUGCCAUAGCCAUCGGGUGUACGCACAUUGCAAGAGCCCUAGUGGGCAGCUUUGUGACUUUGCUGCGAAGCUCGCCUGCUGCUGCUCCCGCUACUACUACUACUGCUGCUGCUGCUGCUUCCACUGGUUCAAGCAUCAGAGUCGUCCAGGAGGAGCAGCAGCGGAAGCAGCAGCAGCUGCUGCAGGGCCUUUCGCAAGAAGUGCAGCUGGCGGAGCUGCUACUGCGGGUGGUAGCACUACCGAUCCCUCUGAGGGCGCAACAGCAGCAGCUGGUGUUGCUGCAGACCUUGUCUGCUGCUGCUGCUGCUGCAUGCGCAGCCACCCGACCAGGAGUGUACCCGCUGCCGCAGCUCCACAAGGAACUGCUGCAAAUGCUGCAGGAACACGUGGGAUCUCCUGCGGCUCAAGAGACGGUGCAGCAGCGACAGCAGCAGCGGCAGCAGCAGUCUCACGACGAGCUGCAGCAAGACAACGAGAAUGAGCAGCAGCACCCUCUUUCCCUGCAGAUGCACAGGCAGCAGCUGCAGCUAUUGUCUCAGCUAGUGCAGCGAUGCAAGCCUGGGCUUCAUGCGUUUUGCCUGGAGUUGCUGAUCCUUUUCGCCGUCAGUCUUGUGCUCGUGUCUCCAUUUAAUGAAGUGCUGCAACAGCAGCAGCGGCAGCCACAAGAGCUGUUGCUGAGGCUGCUGCUUGCUGCUGCCUUCCCUACUUCUGACAUACCUAAACCUUCUCUGUGCAUGCGGUUUGCUGCAAAGCUUACCCGCGACGGGCGACUGCAGCAGCAGCAGGUUGCUGCGGUUCUGCUGGCUGCUUUUGUUGCUCACCAGCAGCAGCACUCCCACGUUGAGCACAUGCAGCAUCCGGGCCAGCGGCAAGAGCAGCAGGCAGAGCAGCAGCAACAGCAGCAACAACAGCAGCGGAUUAUCUGGUUUGAAUGGCCGUUGCUGCUCCUGAAAGAGUUUUUAGGGAUAUGCGAGACCCCCGGUCUUGUAGGAGAGCAUGCGUUGCAGCUGCUGUUGCAGCAGGAACAGCAAGAAAUGCAGGCAGGGCGGCAGCUGCAACACCCGCAGGGGGAGCUUGAAUCCCCGGUGGCUGUUGCAACAUCUGUGGCGCCGGUGCUGCUGUUGCACGAGCAGCAGGUAGAGUUGUCCUUGCUGGCUUACUAUGACUUGGAACGUGCAUGCAACGCUGCAGGGCUGGUGCAGCUGCUGCAGCUCCUGCAAAGGCGACUUGAGGUGUACAUGCAGCUAGGCAAGCCGUACCUGCUGCUGCGCGUUCUGACCAGCAUCUCUCCGUCUCCCCAAUUCAAGCCGGCAAUGCAAAUGCUUGUGGAAGAAGGCUACUUGCUGCAACUACUGGCGGCUUGCCGCAAGGGCAUGAAGCAGCAGCAAGAGCAGCUGCCGCAGCAGCAAGUGCUAGAGGGUUGCGCUAUACCCGAAGUCCAAGUGUGCGAAUCUCUUGCCUUUGCUAUUUGUGACUUGCUGCACUCCCAGUACGACGAGCAGCUGCAGCAGCUUCUGGAGCCGAACGCGAAAGUGCAACAGCAACAGCAGCAGGAAAGGACUUUAAAGAUCACCUUAGACAAGUUGGUUUUGGCAAACUUGGAAUUGGGUUUCAAAAAGGAGGCCGGACUUCUGCUGCAGCAGGAGGCCUUUCGGUGCUUGGCGAUGGGCGUAGAGGUGCUGGAGCUCUACAGUGAGAGUGGAAUUGAUAGGCUUUUUCUGGGGCUUCAGGCGGCCCUAGUGGCGCUGCAGCUGCGGGCAGUAGAGCUGCAGCUUUCCCGCGAGUGUCUGCAGCAUCAGCAGCAGCAGCAGCAGCGCAACGGCAGGCAUCUAGUGUCGCUGCUGCUGCAGCAUUGCAGCAAAGCCCUAGAAACGUCCCUUCACCCCUUUAAAGAUGCGGAGGUGUCUCUAAAGGAUGGAACAGACCUCCCGGUGCUGCUCUCAAGUCUCACCUCAAAUGAAGCACCAGCAGCUGCUGCUAGCGCUUCCGUCUGCGCGUUGCGGAUGCGAACAGGGGAAGCCGAUGCAGCAGCAGCAGCAGCAGAUGUGGAGCAGCAGCAGCGGUCUGCCUGGUUUAACAGUCUCCUGUUUUCCCUAGAGGGUUCAGCACUGCAGUGGUUUGGCCGUGGAGACAAAGAGGAACGCCGUGGGGGCUCCACGGAGGCCCCAGCUGCUAAACCUGCAGCAACUGCAGGGGCAGCAGAAGCGACGCCAGCAGCAACAGCUGCUGCUGCUGCAGCUGAAGCUGUAAAGGAAUCUGAAGAGAGAGCUGCAGCUUCUGUGGGUUUGAUCGGCCCGUAUCUGCAGUUCUUGCACUUGUCUAUCGCGCAAGUGCUGUUGUUUGUGGAGCUGCAUCCCGAUGCUUUUGUCUCUGGGCUCACUGCUGAGGCAUAUCAGCACAUCUAUGGUGGAGUGGUGCAGCUGGCCUGGCCACGUGCGGUGUACCGACAGGUCAUCCUUGGAGGGCGUAUGUCUUACCUUUCUCAGCUUCUGGGCAGACCCUUAGAGGAGCAGCAACAGCAGCAAACGACAGCAGCAGCAGACAUGAAGUCUGUGGAGUCUCGUCAAACUGCUGAGACGGGCGCUGGAAGGCUACGGGCGGGGUUAGGGACUCCACAGGGCUCCCGAAGGCCGCAGCAGCGACAGCGUCUGCCUCAGGGAAUGUGGGGAGAAGGCCUCAGCAAAGCUGCACUGGAGGCCCUAGUAUCUCUGCACCUAAGGGAGUUUGACUGCAGCGGCUGCAACAGCGAAGAGCUGCAGCGGUGCUGCAGCAACGGCAGCAGCAGCAGCAGCAGAGGUGCGCAGCGACCGUUCACUGUUCCAGGGAUAACGGAACACGAUACUGCUGUCUAUACAGUUGAUUAUUCUGUUGACGCCGAUGCCUACUUGCUGCACCCCACAGGGGCAGCAGCAGCAGCGCGCAACAAAUCGCAGCGGGCCUGGGACGCCCUGAAGGCAGCAGCCGAAGAGAACCUCCUCAGGCUGCUCCAGGAGGCCGUGCCAAAUAUCCGCAUUCGUUUAGAGCUCUUUAUGUCCCUGGGACCGUCAUUUAAUGCUGCAGCGGCUGAGUGCUGCCGCUUACUAGACGACAAGUGCCUCUACUUGCCCAGGGGAUCCCUCGCUGGGGCUGCAAGAGAAAGGUUGGUGCAUGCAGCCGUAGCGGAGAGCGCUCGCAGCCCAUGCGCAUCUGCUGCCGCCUCUGCGACUGCUGCAGCUACAGCUGAGCAGCGCUCCAACUAA
Molecule: messenger RNA, 15225 nt
Organism: Eimeria acervulina
Lineage: Eukaryota; Apicomplexa; Conoidasida; Eucoccidiorida; Eimeriidae
Exons: 22
Coding region: 1-15225 (5074 amino acids)
Biological process (GO): regulation of transcription by RNA polymerase II
Cellular component (GO): nucleus; SWI/SNF complex
Molecular function (GO): transcription coregulator activity
Source: RefSeq, a predicted model, not a curated record